Messenger RNA from Medicago truncatula (barrel medic), 635 nucleotides. RefSeq names its product heavy metal-associated isoprenylated plant protein 16. NCBI's taxonomy places the organism in Eukaryota, Viridiplantae, Streptophyta, Magnoliopsida, Fabales, Fabaceae. The record is from RefSeq and is a predicted model, not a curated record. The coding region runs from base 127 to 474 and encodes 115 amino acids. The transcript is spliced from 3 exons.
GAACUAAUGCCUAUAAAUACGUAAAUUGCAUGAGUACUUACUCAAGCAUUUUCCUGCAACUUUAAUAAUACACCGUUCCGGAAACAAAGCUUCUUCUAAUCCAUUUAUUUAUAUCUCAUAAGUAUUAUGGCUAAGCAAAAGAUAGUGAUCAAGGUGUCAAUUAUGAACAGCCAUAAAUCAAGGUCCAAAGCCAUGAAAAUUGCAGUUGGAGUUUCAGGAGUGGAAAGUGCAGCUGUAAAAGGAGAUAGCAAGGAUCAAAUAGAGGUAACUGGAGAACAAAUAGACGCAGCUAAACUCACAUGUCUACUUAGAAAGAAAUUCUGUCAUGCAGAUUUGGUGAGUGUUGGUGAAGUUGAAAAGAAAGAAGAAAAGAAAGAAGAGGCAAUUGUAGCAUGGCCUUGUGUAGCUGGUUAUCCUCAUUACCCUGUCCCUGUGUGUGAGAUAAGGGACGACCCUUCUUGUUCCAUCAUGUGAAUGUAUGGUGUGACCAUGUUUGGCGUGACUGUGUGUGAGUCAAAGUUUGAUGUUUAUUUUGGUCAUUUAAGACGGAUUUUUUGCAUUUUUUCUUCGUAUGUUAUUAGCAAAGUAGGCAGUACUUGAAAAAAGGCAGUACGUGAGUACAAAAUUGAGAAAGA